AUGACCUCACCCACGGGUCAGUUCUAUCAGCCUGAGCCUCAGUCACAGAAUUCCGGAACACAGAGAUCUAAUCCUUCGAGCUUGAUCCAGAAUGGAUCAGUUCAACCAGCUAAAUCGACCCAAAACGAUUCGUCCCAAAUUGGCGUGCAGCGCGAUGAUCAGCCAAAGGACUGUGCAGCACCCAGAGUACGUGGUGACUUCUGCAAACGUACCAUUUCAUAUAUGACUUAUCCUUUAUCUCGAAAUCUUCUAUUUCCAGAGCUAUGCCAGCCAUUCAUGUAUAACGGCUGUAAUGGAAAUGGUAAUCGCUUUGAGACCGCUGCAGAGUGUAAAAGUCUCUGCAUAGACAGUAAUACAGCCACUCAACAACACCACGACGACUCGGCAUCGCUACAGCAAGCGAUGAAAGCUGCCUGCGGUGGUGAGUACGCCGUCGACCAUUUGACACCUCAGCAAUGUGGAAGCAAUGGCCAGCAGUGCUCGACCGGAUAUCAGUGCAGCUCCGAGUUCUGCUGUCCAACACCAGAUUACCUCUGCAAUCUUCGUUACGAUUCUGGAAAGUUCGCUGUUGGAGGUGAAAAGAGUGACCGUUACUUCUACACCAGCCAGUACAGGACCUGCAUGAGAUUCUCCUUCUAUGGAACCCUUGGGAAUGAGAACAACUUCCCUGACUACAACACGUGUAUGAGAACUUGUGGGUCUCAGCAAUGA
Molecule: messenger RNA, 711 nt
Organism: Haemonchus placei
Lineage: Eukaryota; Metazoa; Nematoda; Chromadorea; Rhabditida; Trichostrongylidae
Source: the annotation of a GenBank genome assembly